Messenger RNA from Cutaneotrichosporon oleaginosum, 3676 nucleotides. RefSeq lists its product as uncharacterized. Lineage: Eukaryota; Fungi; Basidiomycota; Tremellomycetes; Trichosporonales; Trichosporonaceae. Gene Ontology annotation, molecular function: ATP binding; helicase activity; RNA binding. The record is from RefSeq and is a predicted model, not a curated record. Gene Ontology annotation, cellular component: catalytic step 2 spliceosome; intracellular anatomical structure.
AUUCCUCCUCAUCUCCGAGCUGUUGCUCAACGCGCCUGCGGCUUCGUUCCGCGACCUCUCACUGGUGAUACUCCCUUGACAGUCGAAAUGGCCAUGGACCUCAAGCAGUACAUUAACGACAAUGUCGUGCGCAUGUUCGGGUCGUCUGACAGCGCAACUGUCGACUUUGUGCACUCUAUGGCGCUGUCUGCGAAGACGCCUGGGGAUCUGUUCAAUUCGCUUGUCGGGAUCGGGCUGGACGCUUCUCCCGAGGCUCAACAGUUCGCCACCCAAGUUCACUCCCUUGUUCCGCGGAAGACCAAGACAAAGGCCUCCAAGGCCGAGUCCAAAGUGAAGCCGCAGAAGUUCUCCCUACUCAUGGAGGACGAGGAACCGGCGUCGUCCAAAAAGAAGAAGAAAAGCAAGAAGGAGAAGGAGUCGGAAGGCGGUCGCGAUCGGGACCGUGACGGCGGCGCUGUCAAGCAGGGCCGUUCAUCGCGCAAGCGCGAAACCGAAGGCAACUGGGAGUCAGAUCCCGAGGAAGAGGAGCCACCAAAACGCGCCCGCUUUGAGUCACCAACACGCGGUGACGAGCCUGAGGAGCCGCCACUUCCCGAGGAAACGGAAGAAGAGCGUCUCGAGCGCGAGCGGCUGGAGGACCUUGCAGAACGAGAUGCCUUUGCUGAGCGUAUGAAGAGCAAAGACAAGGAUCGGACGCGCAAGAUCACGAUUGACCGCGGCGGCGAUGAAGAGCAAGCGCGGCGGAUGGCACUCGCCGACGAUCCAGAAAGUCGUCCAGCCGUGAUGGGCGACCUGCGUCUGCGCUCUCGUCAGGAGUAUUUGAAGAAGCGCGAGGCCCAGCGGCUUGACCUGCUCAAGCUGGAGGUAGAGGACGAGAAGAUCCUCUUCCGCGGGCAAAAGCUCUCGAAGCGCGAGAUUGAAGAGCACGAGCGCAAAGUCGAGCUGAUCCGAAUCAUGGAGGAGCGGCAAAAGAUCGACGACGGGACCGACGGUUACAUGCUGCCGGACGACUACAUCACCGAGCAAGGGCGCAUUGACUCAAAGAAGCGCAAAAACGCAUUGUACCAGCGCUACGAGGAGCGCAAGGUCAAAGGCGCGGACGGAGAGUUUGUGACCGACGUCGAUCAAUGGGAGGAGAGCCAACGCGAGAAGACGAACCUCAUCACGGGCGCGCUCGACAAGGAGGUAGUUGAAGAUGGAUACGACUAUGUGUUCGACGAGUCGCAGGGCAUUCAGUUCCUCCAAGAGGGAAAAAUGGACGGGACACUCACUCUCGAGGCGCAGGCCCUUCUCAACCAGGUCGAGGAAGCCGAGAAGAAGGCGCAAUCUAUCGAGGAAACGCGCAAGUCACUACCAAUCUACGAAUUCCGUGACGAACUCCUUGACGCCAUUCGCGACCACCAAGUACUCAUUGUCGUCGCCGAAACCGGAUCGGGCAAAACAACCCAGCUACCGCAAUAUCUUCACGAGGCCGGCUACACGCAGGGCGGGCUGAAGGUCGGGUGCACGCAGCCGCGUCGUGUAGCCGCCAUGUCGGUUGCGGCACGUGUUGCAGAAGAAAUGGGCGUCCGGUUGGGGCAAGAAUGCGGUUAUUCGGUCCGCUUCGAGGACAUGACGAGCGAUAAGACGGUGCUCAAGUACAUGACCGACGGAAUGCUGCUCCGCGAGUUCCUCACCGACCCAGAACUAUCGACGUACUCCGCAAUCAUCAUCGACGAGGCGCAUGAGCGCACAUUGUCGACUGACAUCCUCUUCGGCCUCGUCAAGGAUAUUGCGCGCUUCCGCCCAGAACUCAAACUGCUCAUCUCGAGUGCGACGAUGAAUGCCCAAAAGUUCUCGUCCUUUUUUGAUGAUGCGCCUAUCUUCGACGUACCUGGCCGACGCUUCCCGGUCGACAUGUUCUAUACGCAGCAACCGGAGGCGAACUACAUCCACGCCGCCGUAACGACUAUUCUCCAAAUCCACACGACGCAGCCCAAAGGGGACAUCCUUCUCUUUCUGACGGGCCAGGACGAGAUUGAGGCGUGUGAAGAAAAUCUGAAGGAAACAAUGUAUACCCUCGGCGACAGGGUGCCCGAGCUGAUUGUGGCACCAAUUUACGCCAACCUCCCGACGGAGAUGCAAACCAAGAUCUUUGAGCCAACGCCUGAAGGGGCACGCAAGGUUGUCUUGGCUACCAACAUCGCCGAGACGUCCAUUACCAUUGACGGCGUCGUAUACGUCAUCGAUCCGGGCUUUGUCAAGCAGAACAACUACAAUCCGAAGACGGGCAUGUCGUCGCUCGUGGUGGAGCCUAUUUCACGUGCGUCCGCGCAGCAGCGCGCGGGCCGUGCAGGGCGUGUCGGGCCCGGCAAGGCAUUUCGUCUCUAUACGAAGUGGGCGUUCCGCAACGAGUUGCCGCAGGAUACGAUCCCAGAAAUUCAGCGGACCAACCUUGCCAUGGUCGUGCUGAUGCUCAAGUCGCUGGGUAUCAAUGACAUUCUCAACUUCGACUUUUUGGACAAACCUCCGGCCGAGACGAUCAUCCGCUCAUUCGAGAUGCUCUAUGCGCUCGGCGCACUCAAUCACAAGGGCGAGUUGACUCGGCUUGGGCGGCGUAUGGCCGAGUUUCCAGUUGAUCCGAUGUUGAGCAAGGCGAUUAUCGGCAGCGAGGUGUACAAGUGCACACAUGAGGUGUUGAUCAUUGUGUCAAUGGUACAGGAGAGCGGCUCACUGCUGUAUCGGCCGAAGGACAAGCGGGUGCACGCGGACAAGGCUCACAAAAACUUCCAAAAGCCUGGCGGUGACCACUUCACGCUGCUUAACAUUUUCAACCAGUGGGCCGACAGCAACUACAGUCAGCAGUUCUGCUACGAGAACUUUGUGCAAUACAAGUCGCUCGUGCGGGUGCGCGACAUCCGGGACCAGCUGGCGUCGCUCUGCGACCGCGUCGAGGUGGUGAUUGAAUCGCUGCCGAACGAGAUUGUGCCUAUUCAGAAGGCCAUCACGGCGGGUUACUUCUACAACACGGCCCGCCUUGACAAGGGCGGCAGCUACCGUACGACGAAGAACAACCACACUGUCUACCUCCACCCGUCGUCCGGGCUGAUCGGGAUGCAGCCACCGCCCCGCUUCAUCCUGUACUACGAGCUUGUGCUCACGAGCAAGGAGUACAUGCGGCAGUGCAUGCCCAUCGAGGGUUCGUGGCUCGCGGAGCUGGCCCCGCACUACUUCAAGAAGCAGGAGAUUGACCAGAUGCUCGGGAGUGCAAGCAAGAUCAAGAUGCCGAAGCAGAUUGCGCCGCCGACAGUUGGGCCGGUUGCGUCGUGAGAUGGUCGAGGAGAAGCGUCGCGGGAGGUUGAGGGACGUUGUAGCAUUAGAAGAAACUCACAACAUUGCAUUAUUGAUAGCAUAGUACUUUACCGCGUUAAAAGUCGGUCGCGCAAUGCGUGCCACGGACCGCAUGAGAUGGCGGUGCGAGCUUGUAUUCGGCAUCCAAUCGCUGGAGUCGUCCGCUCGGGCACUCUCUCGGGGAGCAACUGCGCAUGGGAAUACUCUCACGGACCGCUGAGCGUGAAAGCGGACCACAAUCAUCAUAUCCGUAGCAACGGUCCACACGGUCCCCAGUAAUCAAAUCGCCAUAAUGACCUCAUCCCGCUACCUGCGUGUGUUGGAUGGUGCUGGAAAAUGAAUGACG